AUGUCCGGUGCAGAUCCAAAUCGUCGUAGUAGAGUAACUGAGUGGAGGUAUAAAGAUCAAGCAAAAGAGGAUGUAACUUCGAUGCAAAGAUCUGAAUUGCACAUGAUCCUGGCUCUUAUGCGGAUGGUCCCAGCCAGUGUUCAGGAGUGCACCAUGUCUAUGAGAUGUAACCAUGCCCGGAUCAUUUGCUGCAAGAGCAUUGAAACAAUUCUGUUGGGCGAUCCCACCUUUAAAAAGCAAUUUCGAAUGGACAGGUCAACAUUUGAGCUCCUGAUUGUUGCUGUGGGCAACCACUUGCUGGCCGCUGGAAGGUGGUACCGCAUUGCCACACCGGACUCUUUGAGAACUGUUAGCAGUCGUUUUGGAGUGUCUAUAUCUACUGUACAUGAUCACUACAAAUGCAUCAUUAAAGCAUUACGAGAGAUGGUUGCUAAUUACAUCAGGUGGUCAACUGCCUACGAACAGGAAAUCAUUGCUGAGAAUUUUGAAAAUCUGUAUGGUUAUCCUGGAGUGUGUGGGUGCAUUGAUGGCAGCCACAUCAACAUCGCCAAGCCUUUGCAGCCAGGGAGUGUUGGUGACAAACGCACCUUCAGAAGAAGUAGACUUGGACAGAGGAUUUUGAGGUACCCUGCAGGUGCUAUGGAAACCCAAAGUCUCUUAGGGGAUGGAGGAUACACUCUCAUAGAAAAGGUUAUUAUUCCAUACAAAGACAAUGGUGCCUUGACACCACAGUUUGUAGUGGACCACAUAACAUCAUGUGCAGUUCUUCAUAACUUUAUUAUAUUGGAAGGAGAUGCUUUGGAACCGGACAUGGAACCUAAACCAGACCUGGAUGAUGAUGAUGUGAACUUGAGGCAGUUAUGA
Frankliniella occidentalis (western flower thrips) is the source of this 864-nucleotide messenger RNA. RefSeq lists its product as uncharacterized. Bases 1 to 864 code for a protein of 287 amino acids. Lineage: Eukaryota; Metazoa; Arthropoda; Insecta; Thysanoptera; Thripidae. The record is from RefSeq and is a predicted model, not a curated record. The transcript is spliced from 9 exons.